AUGGUUGAUAAGUCUAGUUCAGGCAGCAAUAACUCCUUGAUCGAUUUGGAAUUUGGAAGAUCAAACUUUGAUCAAUGUAUCUUUUGUUGUAUAGUUUUAAGUGGAGUUGGUUUGAUCCUGGUAUCUUCCAUUGUCAUCUUUUCUGUCUGGCGUCGCAAGAAAGGGAAGAACGGUACUUCACAAUUUCGUAGGGAUCUUGAGGUAGAGAGCAGAUAUUUUGGUUUUCAGGUUCCAGUUUUCUCCUAUGCUAAACUUAAGGAAGCCACCAAUAAUUUUGAUCCCUCUAAUGAACUUCGAGAUGGAGGUUUUGGAACUGUAUAUUAUGGAAAACUAAAUGAUGGAAGAGAAGCUGCAGUAAAAUGCCUCUAUGAGCACAACUGUAAGAGAAUGCAGCGGUUUAUAAACGAAAUCGAGAUUCUUACUCGUUUGAGGCACCAAAAUCUUGUGUCCCUUUAUGGCUGCACAUCAAGACGCAGCCGCAAACUUCUCCUUGUUUAUGAAUACAUUCCUGAUGCAACAGUUGCUGAUCAUCUCCACGGAGAAAGAGCAGCAGAGGGAUCACUCACGUGGCCCAUCCACAUGAAUAUUGCAGUAGAAACGGCUAGUGCAUUGGCUUACCUCCAUGGUUCUGAUGUGAUACAUCGCGAUGUCAAGACUAACAACAUCCUUCUUGACAACAACUUUCGUGUCAAAAUUGCAGAUUUUGGGCUCUCGAGACUUUUCCCUAACGACGUUUCUCACAUAUCAACAGCUCCUCAAGGGACGUCUGGAUACAUUGAUCCUGAGUAUCACGAAUGUUACCAGCUCACUGACAAAAGUGAUGUUUAUAGUUUCAGGGUUGUCCUUAUCAAGCUCGUAUCAUCAAUGCCAGCCGUGGACAUAAGUUGA
Molecule: messenger RNA, 888 nt
Organism: Lycium barbarum (goji berry)
Lineage: Eukaryota; Viridiplantae; Streptophyta; Magnoliopsida; Solanales; Solanaceae
Product: LEAF RUST 10 DISEASE-RESISTANCE LOCUS RECEPTOR-LIKE PROTEIN KINASE-like 1.1
Exons: 4
Coding region: 1-888 (295 amino acids)
Biological process (GO): protein phosphorylation
Molecular function (GO): ATP binding; protein kinase activity
Source: RefSeq, a predicted model, not a curated record